AGUUGAAGGUGAGCGUCCUCUUUCAUCCCGUUAGCUGUCCCGGUACCUGCUCAUCGUCGCCACAGUCUCCAGUUAACAGCAGCCAUGUCGGUGUUUUGUGAGGUCCCUCAGGCAGCCCCUGUAGCUGUCUUCAAGCUAACGCAGGACUUCACUAACGACCAGUUUCCCAAGAAGGUGAACCUCGGAGUUGGAGCCUACCGGACAGAUGAGGGCCAGCCAUGGGUUUUGCCCGUGGUAAAAAAGGUGGAAAAGAUCAUUGUGCAUGAUGACAGGCUAAACCAUGAGUACCUGCCCAUCCUGGGCCUGCCUGACUUCAGAUCAUCUGCCUCUAAGAUCGCACUGGGAGAGGACAGUCCUGCCAUCCAGGAGAACAGGGUGGGGGCUGUCCAGUGUCUGGGAGGCACAGGUGCUCUGAAGAUGGGUGCAGAAUUUCUCAGGCGUUUCUACAAUGGAAACAACAACACCAAAACACCCGUCUAUGUGUCUGCACCUACCUGGGAAAAUCACAACGCUGUAUUUGCAAAUGCUGGCUUUGAAGAUGUCCGUCCAUACAAGUACUGGGACGCAGAGAGGAGGGGCCUAGAUUUGGAUGGUUUCCUUGGAGACCUGGAGAGUUGUCCAGAGCGCUCUAUCUUUGUCUUGCACGCCUGUGCCCAUAAUCCCACUGGCACAGACCCCACACAGGAGCAGUGGAUGCAGAUUGCAGAAAUAAUGAUGAGGAGGAAGCUGUUUGUGUUCUUUGAUUCAGCUUAUCAGGGAUUCGCCUCAGGGAGUCUGGAUAAAGAUGCCUGGGCGGUCCGCUACUUCGUCUCCAUGGGCUUUGAAAUGUUCUGCGCCCAGUCGUUCUCCAAGAACUUUGGCCUCUACAAUGAGCGUGUAGGCAACCUGACCAUUGUGGCUCGUGAUGCAGACAACCUGAAACGAGUUCUGUCCCAGAUGGAGAAGAUUGUCAGGACCACUUGGUCCAACCCACCGUCUCAGGGAGCUCGCAUUGUUGCCAUCACUCUUAACUCACCUGAGCUCUUCACUGAAUGGAAGGACAAUGUGAAGACCAUGGCAGACAGAGUGUUGUUGAUGAGAGCUCAGCUGAAAGCUAAGCUCCAGGCUCUGGGGACACCAGGCACUUGGGACCACAUCACAGAGCAGAUCGGCAUGUUCAGCUUCACAGGCCUCAACCCCAAACAAGUGGAAUACAUGGUGAAGGAAAAACACAUCUACCUAAUGGCCAGUGGCCGCAUCAACAUGUGCGGUCUGACCACCAAGAACAUAGACUACGUGGCCGAGUCCAUCCAUGAGGCCGUCACCAAGGUCCAGUAGAAGACUACACCACCCACAGCUCUCACUACUUCCUCCUGCCCGGCCCUGAGCCACCAGAUUUCAGAGAAAGUGUUUGUUUCCAGCUGAUUUUGUGGCACAAACAAACACUUAUUUGCACAAAUAUGCAAACAGCCCUCAGCUAACUUAUCCCCCUCCUUUCAGUGUUCGUGAUAAGCUGGACCUGUUUCUGUCUGAACGCACAAAUGGCAAUUAUUCCUUUAAGUAAUUAUGUUUUUAAUUUGUCCUUCUGUUUUCUUCAUGUUGGUCUCUCACUUAUAGUGUGUACUUAGUGUGAUUUUUUUUUUUUUUUUUCAGUAGUGUUCUGUAAGUGUGUGUCUCAACUGUGUCAUGAUUACCUCAGCAGUGCUGACUCAACUGUCUAAAAAAUGUUUGUCAUACUGUUAAGAUUCAUCCAUUCCAAGUGUUACAUAACAACACAUUUUGAAUUUUAUUUGACCUGCAUUAAUUAGCAUUAAUGAUUAACAGCACUGACUAAACUGACAAUGUAGCUUUCAUUAGAUGAAGCAAUAAUAGUAAAUGUUGUAAGCGUUUACCACGUCUAUCAUGAAUGAAGUAGCAGUAUUAUAGUAACUGCUGGAUGUAAUGUGAACAAAAGAGUUCUCAGGAAGAUAUUUUUUAACUUGAGCUAUGUAAUUUAUUAAUACUACUGUCUUCUGCCCAGAGUGGUGACACUAAUUACCUCACUUUUAAUCAGUAUUUAUGGAGAGUUUUAACUCGGUGAGCACAAACAGCACCGAAAUUUCCUCGCAGUCAUCCAGGUGACUCCGGAGUAAUCUCUGUUUUCGGCUCACAGCUGAGUUUUGUGAUGUCAGGCACCUGUAAAGUGAAUUGCACAGCGUCUGUCUGUCCGUAGCACUGGUGCACUAUUACGUAAGACCCUAACGUCUGUGGCACAAACACUAAUGAUCAACCAGUUUGCUAUCGUAUCACUGUGCGCAGUACACCAAUGCAGCAGUCUUACUGUCCUCAGACCUUCUAAUAAGAUGAAUGAACUCUAUAAAUAAAGAACUAUAAAUAGUA
Messenger RNA from Epinephelus moara (kelp grouper), 2358 nucleotides. It is a transcript of the gene got1, whose product is annotated as glutamic-oxaloacetic transaminase 1, soluble. Gene Ontology annotation, biological process: L-aspartate biosynthetic process. Gene Ontology annotation, cellular component: cytosol. The transcript has 9 exons. NCBI's taxonomy places the organism in Eukaryota, Metazoa, Chordata, Actinopteri, Perciformes, Serranidae. Gene Ontology annotation, molecular function: L-aspartate:2-oxoglutarate transaminase activity; pyridoxal phosphate binding. The record is from RefSeq and is a predicted model, not a curated record. The coding region runs from base 85 to 1317 and encodes 410 amino acids.